Rhizopus microsporus ATCC 52813 is the source of this 1777-nucleotide messenger RNA. RefSeq lists its product as uncharacterized. The coding region runs from base 30 to 1748 and encodes 572 amino acids. The transcript has a single exon. The record is from RefSeq and is a predicted model, not a curated record. NCBI's taxonomy places the organism in Eukaryota, Fungi, Mucoromycota, Mucoromycetes, Mucorales, Rhizopodaceae.
CUUUCUUUCUUCCCUCGUUACAGCAUUUCAUGGCAACACCAGCGAUCCAUCAACUACCCGCACAUAUACUCGAUCUUGUCUUUCAGCACACAGAAAGAACAGCCCUUAAAGAGUGUCGGCUUGUUUGCGUAUUGUGGUAUCUUUUGACUACACCGUAUCUUUUUCGUUGUAUUCAAAUCAGUAGCACAUCUCAAAUUGACGAAUUCAUAUACUUUCAUGAAAAUUCAGCAUCUGAUCAACUUGUUCAAUUUGGAAAAUAUGUCAAACGAAUCACUACUGGUGAGGGCAUAGGGAUGGCUGAUACGAGGAUAUCGUUAGAAAAUUUUGAAAAAUUUGUCAAAUAUUGUCCCGAGGUUACAUCAGUUAGCGUUUCUCUGCCUGUUUGUAGAGGCAGUUUGUAUUAUUACCUAUUUGAAUUUAGUGGUAAUAUAAAAUGGAGGCUUCAUAGAUUUGAUCGGAAUGUUGAAAAUCAAAAGCUUAAAUUGAAUUAUUACUACAAGUAUAAAGACACUAUCAAGGUCAUAAGAUGGCUCGAAGACACUGAAAAUUUUGAUUUUGUAAUAGACUUUCCGUUACUUGAAGAACUGGCUUUGCCUUCGUCAGCGGUUAUCACAGACAUACAAGGUUUCAUGUUCAUUUGUAAUGCAUGUCCCAACUUAACCGAAUUAGACCUGUAUACCAACAUGAAUGAUCAUACAAGACUGGUAGCUGGCUUUGCUAUAUGUCCCUCAUUGAAAACUUUAAAUGUUAAAUGCCGUUCUUUGAUACCCAAGGUGUUGGUUGAUUAUAUUGCUGCAAGCUUGGUCAAUCUUUCAAAUAUAACUUUUUGGAUGGAAAUAACACUGAUACAAUCAAACUUUGGUGAAAUCUAUAACCAGCUAAAGGAUUUUUUGUUUACACCUCAGAAGGAGGCAGCUUAUUUAACAUUAAAAGCACAAACAAGUUACAGAGAUGAUACUGAAAAAAUAUAUACAAUGAUUGAUGAAUGUCUCACUGUCAUCUGUCGUCCUUCAAAGCUUAAAGCGUGUAAUUUUAUAAAAUGGAUAGCAAAUGAUUCGUCAGUGCUCGCCAUAGAUUUAUACAUGUCAAGAAACCAUACAAUCGAAUGCAAAAUCAGCAUACCCUUAUAUUUGUUUAUUUACUUUAUCGAAAAAGACGAUUUUACAAGCAGCAAAAUGCCAAACUUUCAUAAACUGUGCUUAGAGAGAGAAUGUAGAGGGCUCACCAUGUCAAGGGUUGUCGCUUUAUUUAUAGAAAAGGCUUGUAACUUGCAGGAAUUGAUUCUUCGCAGGUACCGCUUAAAGGAUACUUAUGACUAUGUUUAUGAAUCAGUGCGAAUUCUGCGUAUUGAAAACUCCGUUUUUUAUCCUGAUUUUUUCAAGAAGCUUGCUAUAUCUUUUCCAAACCUGAAAGAGUUGCAUCUGUAUGAAGUCAGUAUGCUUGGUAAUAAUCAUAGCUUUAGAAGUAAGCUGAUAGACUUGGGUGAUCUGCACUUGGAAAAAUUAUCAUUGACUACCGAUGAAAGGUUUGAUUCUGCAAAAAUCCCAGAGAGUGUCCUUGUAUGCGUAGAAGUACAGAAAAGGCGCAAAUAUAUCAAAGUGGGUGCUGGAAGGAUCCUAGAGACUUUAGCAGAUGAAGAGGGGAUGGCAUUUUGGAAGCGUGUGCCUGAUAAUCAUACAUAUCUCAUAAUGCGUAAUGCUCCUGCUCGCUUUAGGCUGAACAAUGUUUACAUUAAACUGACAAUAUAGUAAUAAAAAAAGCCCUUUUUACUUUAUCA